Molecule: messenger RNA, 2963 nt
Organism: Neurospora tetraspora
Lineage: Eukaryota; Fungi; Ascomycota; Sordariomycetes; Sordariales; Sordariaceae
Exons: 2
Coding region: 340-2853 (837 amino acids)
Source: RefSeq, a predicted model, not a curated record
UACCGUGCAUCUCGACACCCAGUUCAAGGCCUGAUACAAGACUCAUACUUACCACUGACCCUUCCCACCCUUUUUUCUUCUUUAUCCUUGUUGCCCAUCAUGGCUAGAGACCUCCUUCUCCUCGUUUCAGGUAUCCUCCCAGCAAACCAACCAAAGAUUCACGCCCGCCUUAUGAACAGUGUCAUACCGUGUCACUCUUCCUCUCGAGAGCUCUUCAUCGCAUCAUCAUCAUAGUGAUCAUCUUUCACUCGUUCGUUGAGCCUCAGUGGCCUCUUACAUUCGUUUAUGUUUAUCUAGCGUUUCUAAAAAAGCAACGCAACCAGCAGUACAUCCUCCAAAAUGGAGAGCAUAAUGGAGGGAACCGCCCCCUCCACCUCAUCCCAACGAGUCACACAAAACCAGCGCUCCUUCAUCCAAGAACGCCGUCGCCUUCGGUCCCUAAUCCAAUGGCCCUUUCAAUCCAUAGCCACCGAAACCAGCAGCUUAUUCUCCUUCACCCUUUCCGGCCGACCGCCAACGAGAGCGACAAGAGCAACCAGGACAACCAGAACAGGGACCGUCUCAUCUGCUGGAGGCGGUGGCGGACCAGAGCGCCCCCCCUUUGCCCGCCGAGCGACUUGGGACCCGAAACGGAUACGGGAAGAAGAUGUCGAAUCGGUCAACCAGGACCUCAUACCUGAUUAUGUCAUCAACUACCUGCGCGGCGAGACACCGGAGAUGGUGGCGAGGAGGAAGAGGAAUGGCGGGAAACUGGGUGAGAGGGCGGUGGAUAUGACGCAUCAGCACCGGCCGCAUAGAUCGAGAGCUGGCAUUCUCGAUGGGCUUUCGGAGACAAGCAGCGAAAGGUUGGGGUUUUGGGGAGAGGAUGGAGGAGUGGCGGGUGGGGAUGAGGAGAGGAGGUAUAUACUACCCGGGACAGGGUCACGGUGGAAGAGGUGGAGUGGUGCAGUGUCGGGAGGAAGUGGAAGCAGGAGGUGGAAGAGGUGGACGGCCGGGUGGAGGGCAGGCGUGGGAUUGAACGCUUUCCUGGCAGGGCUGAUUUUGCUGGUGGGGGUCAUUUGCUUGGUGAUACUGGCGGCGUGGAAGGGGAAAGAUGUCUUCAGGGGGAGGAUCCUCAUCUAUGAAGGCUCAUGCUCGACAAUUUCGGCGAUCGAUUGGGGAUUACACGCUGUCAUCAACAUUUUAGGGGUGGUUUUGUUGGCUGGGGCAAACUAUACGUUCCAAGUACUGAGCAGUCCUACGAGGGAGGAGAUUACGGCGGCGCAUGAGAAAAAGAAGUGGUUGGAUAUCGGGAUACCGUCGUUUCGAAAUCUGGGAUAUGUCGCAAAGAACAGGAGUCUCUUGGCCGUUGUCGUUCUUCUAGCGGCUAUCUUCACACACGUAAUUUCUAAUUCCAUAAUCUUUAUAUCCGGCCCCGCCCCAGCAAACCGAACCACCACCGACACUCCCCAACCAACCUGCCAACUCAACGUCUACGGCUCCCUCCUCGGCAUCACCGUCCUCCUCAACCUCAUCACCAUCCUCUCCCUCACCUCCGUCCUCAUCUUCUUUAAGCGACCAACCUUCAUCCCACUCGUCACCCUCGGUGACGCCAUCACCUCCUUUCUCAGCGAUCCCGACACUAUCACCCAAGGCGCAUGUCUCCUCUCCAAAGACGACGUCAGAAAGGGGAACUGGGCGUCCGGAGCGAGUCAACCCAAGCACUGGGUGCCCAAACGCCACUACUGGUUCAACACCCCCUCUCUCCCACGCUGGAUCAUCACGGGAUUAGUAUGGGCAGUCUGCGCGGGAGCUACAGCUGCCUGUCUGGCGUUUUCUAUCAUGCAUGAUGAUGGAAAGGGUCUUUCGCCGUUUGGCAAUAACCCCUUAACCUUUUCAGACCGAGACUACUCUUCAGCGCCAAACCCGCCGCCGCUCAUCCCUCUCAACCAACCAACAGGGGGGGGACAAACAACCCUCCCAGCCUGGGCAGCAACCAUCCUCUCCUCCCUCCCUCACCUCCUCCUCUCAGCGCUUUACCUCGCUCUCAACCCGCUUUUGACGACUUACUUUCUCUCGCACGAAUCCUCCCUCUUUUAUUCCACCACUCACCAGGGCAACAACCAGGGCCCCGAUUCCAAACCGCAACCGCUACCGCAACCACUGCGUGUAUCCUCCUCCGCCCUCGACAUCGACCCCGACAGCUCACAAACGACUUCUCUCUACCUCACCCUUCCCCGGCCCGUCUCUUGGUUUUUAUUGGGUGACUUUUCGGCCAUGGGAUUUGUCAUGAGUCAGAGUUUUGGGGCUUUACACACGACGGAACCGUCAUUAGUGGAGACAGAGACAGAGACAGAGACAGAGACGGUAGUAACGGCCCUAACAACCAGCGGUGUCGGCUUAACUAGUCUCCUCGCCCUCCUGGUUCUGCUUUUGGUAUUCACCUUGGCGCUGGGGUUUAGGACAUCAUCCACUUUCAAGUCUUCCACCUCCUCUACGUCAAACUACCCCAGUGGCAAACUCACGCCUGCAUCGGGGGCAUCCGAGGGAGGUGGUGAUGAGAAAGCAGUUAUCGGAAACCCGAUGGCUUUGCCAGGAGGGAGUUGUAGUGCUGUUAUUAGCGCUCGAUGUCAUUUUGUCCCUAGGGGUAGGGACGAGAAGGGGAAGGGAAAGCGUAGGAGUGUUGGGUUUAGUGAUGCUGUUGGUGCUGGUGACAUGGAUACUACGGAGAUUUGGAAGAGGCCGUUGGUGUGGGGAGUGGUAGGGGAAGGAGCAGCUGAGAAUGAAGAAGCGGCAGCGGUGGGAAUUGGACAUUGUGGGUUUACCGUGGCUGGGAAGGCGGGAGCGGUUACGGAGGGGAGGGCUUAUGCUUGAUAUCUAUGAUUUUAAUGAAUUCUUUUUGGAGUUUCUGUGUCCUUCAUUGCGGUUGUUCUAUGGCUUUUUGCGGUAUGUGUUCGGUUAUGGUCAGAUACCCACAAGCCCCU